This is a messenger RNA of Capronia epimyces CBS 606.96, 486 nucleotides long. RefSeq lists its product as uncharacterized. Lineage: Eukaryota; Fungi; Ascomycota; Eurotiomycetes; Chaetothyriales; Herpotrichiellaceae. The coding region runs from base 1 to 486 and encodes 161 amino acids. Gene Ontology annotation, molecular function: actin filament binding. The record is from RefSeq and is a predicted model, not a curated record. Gene Ontology annotation, biological process: actin filament severing; actin filament depolymerization; cell motility. The transcript is spliced from 4 exons. Gene Ontology annotation, cellular component: cytoplasm; actin cortical patch; actin cytoskeleton.
AUGCCCGUCCGAGCUAACAACUUCGCGCAGCCUGUUUCCGGACUUUCCGUCAACCCGGAGUGCGUCUCUACCUUCAAUGAGCUGAAACUCGGCCGCGGCGGUCCGAAAUACAUUAUCUACAAGAUCUCCGAUGACCAGAAAGAAAUUGUGGUAGAUGAGAUCGGCAAAGAACCUGACUACGACGCAUUCAGAGAAAAGCUCAUCUCGAAAAAGGAGAAGAGUGGCAAAGACAGGCCUUCAUAUGCCAUCUACGAUGUAGAGUUCGAACUUGAGGGCGGUGAAGGCAAGAGGUCCAAGAUUGCGUUCAUCACCUACAUCAACCAAGACAACACAGGUGUCAAGUCGCGCAUGGUUUAUGCUAGCUCCCGCGAGACCUUGAAGAAUUCACUUAACGGCAUCGCCAUGAACUGGCAGGCGAACGACCCGGGCGAGUUGGAAUGGGCCGACCUACUCAAGGAGGCAAGCAAAGGCAAAGGCACAAUCUAG